Molecule: messenger RNA, 1395 nt
Organism: Lolium perenne
Lineage: Eukaryota; Viridiplantae; Streptophyta; Magnoliopsida; Poales; Poaceae
Source: RefSeq, a predicted model, not a curated record
AUGGAAGCGCCGUCGGGAGUAUGGACUCCAAGGCCCGGCACGGAACCUGCCACAUUUGGUAGCAAGGCAGGGGCGCCGCCACCGCAGACACUGGCCCUCUGUAGAAAGCUUUCAAACUACCAGCUAGUCCUAAAUAAAGAACAUCGUCCACUUCGUUGGGACUUACGCUUCAACAUAAUCAAGGGGGUGUGCGACGGAUUGAAAUACCUCCAUGAUGCUAAAAUUAUGCAUUUUGAUCUUAAGCCGGCCAGUAUAUUGCUAGACGAGAAAAUGGUUCCUAAAAUUGGAGGCUAUGGACUUUCAAGGCUCAUGGGGGAAGUAAAAACUGUGGGAACCAUGUCUUAUGUCGGGAGACUGGGAUACAUGCCACCUGAAUAUAUAGAAAAGCAAGUACUCUCAGAAAAAUUCGACAUAUAUAGCCUGGGCAUGAUAAUUAAGAAGACAGUGAUGGGAGACAUGGACUAUUGGAAAGUUUGGGAGAUGAGUGAGCGGAAACUUACUGAACAAGUACACUACUACUGGAAGAGAAUAUUAGAGGAGAUACCAAGCUAUCCAUCAGUCGAGGAAGAUUGCAAGCAAGUGCUGGCCUGUAUAGAAAUCGCAAUUCUCUGCACAAAGAAUAACCGGCAUGAAAGGCCCAGCAUGGAAGAUAUUGUUUAUAAACUGGAUAUGGUAGAUUUGAAGAAAAACGACUCGUCCUCGCAGAUAGAAAAGUUGAGCGUAAACACCCUGGAGCUAUGUUUUCCCUGCAACCCAAAAAAGGCCGUCCACUGCUCGCUGCAGAUAAGCAACAAGGGAGAGGACCGCGUGGCGUUCAUGCUUGUGGCUAAUAAGAGCUCGAAGAGUUAUCUGGCCAAGCUGCCGCUCUGCGGCGUUGUGCCGCCAAGGUGCACCUACACUCACAACUUGACAAUGCGCAAGCAGUCGAAGCCACCAUCAGAGAGCGUCGAAUUCGUCACACUGCAGAGUGUCGCUGUGGCCAAUCAUGACCUCCUGUGUGUUGGACAAGGUUCUGUCACCGUUGCAUACGAAGAAUUCUUUAGAAAAGCCGAACCGGCAGGCUAUGUGGUGCAAGAGUUGACCUUGAAGGCUGUCUGUCAUACGCCAGCUGAACGUUCAGCAUCCAAGUCAACUCCAUCGACAAUCAAGAUCAUAGCGACGCAGAAUUCUCAAGAACUUUCGUCCAUAGAUCUGCAUCCAGAGGAACCAUUGAUUGUGACGACGAAUCAUGGUGGUAUCCUUCGUCUCUGGAACUAUGAGACAAUGACAACGUUGAACUCCAUUGAAGUCACUGACGAACCAGGCAUGCUGGUUUUCUGACGGACUUUAGUAUUUUCGACUCAUACCACAUCAUGUCUAAUUUAUGCGAAAUAUUUUUCCUCCUGCAGUUCGUGC